This is a messenger RNA of Arabidopsis thaliana (thale cress), 1127 nucleotides long. RefSeq names its product Outer membrane OMP85 family protein. NCBI's taxonomy places the organism in Eukaryota, Viridiplantae, Streptophyta, Magnoliopsida, Brassicales, Brassicaceae. The record is from RefSeq and is marked reviewed. Bases 91 to 1056 code for a protein of 321 amino acids. The transcript is spliced from 8 exons. Gene Ontology annotation, cellular component: chloroplast outer membrane; outer membrane.
UUCAGUCACUAGCAGUCCUCUUUCUUUAGUGAUUGGCAGGCAACCUCUGUAUCAAACAUCCAAAUUUGUUUCGAGGAAGCGAGAAGCUUGAUGUUUCAUGGGAUAAAGGGUUGUAUGAUUCCAAUGUACUGGUGGCUUUUAGGAGACCUAGACCUGAAUGGCGUCCGCAACAGUGCUUCUUCAUACAGUGGAGGUGUAAAUCUUUCUAAAUUGGCUGUUGGUUUAGACUUGAGUGAGCCAGCGAGUUCAAAAUGGAGCAGCACAACCAGCGUAAAGUUUGAGGUACCCGGACAUUACCUUCUUCAGACAUUGUACAUGUGCGUCCGAUUAACGAUGACGGACGGGCGAUAUCAGAGAUCUGGACGGAUUUCCUAUAACAUGCAGAAUUCUCUGCUAUGCAGUGGAAAUACCCAUGACAGUAUGGUAGUUUUAAAGCAAGAAUCCCGGUUUGCAAAGGCUACUGACCAAGGUCUUUCUCAUUUUAGUAUGCAAAUAGAACAAGGUAUUCCGGUUGUGUCCAACUGGCUUAUCUUCAACCGUUUCAAAUUUGUUGCAUCAAAAGGUGUCAGGUUUGGACCGGCUUUUCCCUUAGCAAGCUUGACAGGUGGUUCAAUUGUAGGAGACAUGACACCUUAUCAAGCAUUUGCCAUUGGUGGGCUAGGCAGUGUUCGGGGAUAUGGUGAGGUUGCUGUUGGAUCUGGGCGGUCAUGCCUUGUUGCUAAUACGGAAUUGGCGAACAAGAUGACAGAAGGGACCAUCUUCUUGGAUUGUGGAACAGACCUAGGCUCAAGCCGCCUUGUCCCGGUAAGUUCACUUUACCUUCUCCGAACAAGAACCAUAAAGAAGUUGUUGAGACACGAAAAUGAUAAAGCUGUUGCGGAAUUGGUUUCAGGAAACCCUUCGCUGAGACAAGGGAAGCCGGGGUUUGGGUAUGGAUUCGGGUAUGGGCUACGGUUCAAGUCUCCAUUGGGUCACCUUCAGGUUGACUAUGCCAUGAAUGCUUUCAACCAAAAGACUCUUUACUUCGGUAUCACCAAUCUUGCUUCAUCAACAUAGUCAAAUAGAAUAAAGCAAUCAAGAAAAGCACAUAUUCAGUAACUUGAUUCAAGGAUAUAUUUGCAUUUGCG